UUGAAACAAAUCAGCUGAGUACGCGCGUAAAUACUUCCAAAUAUUUGUGAUGCUGGAAUGAAAACAAAAAAUAUAUCCUAUAAAAAGCAAUUUAAGUUAAUGUAAGUGAAGGGAAAUAAAACAUUUGAAGUUUAUCAGAAUCAAUAAAACAAUUUGGUGAAUGUGCAUAGCUCAGUAUAGAAAUGUCUGAAAAAGAAUCUGCAAAUGGAGCAAUCUCAGCGCAAUCUGUUGAAUGCACCCGAUUACGUGAAUUUAAAAACUAUCUCCGUGAGUUAGUGCGGGACAGAGUAAAUGAUGCAACCAAUGCUGGAGAAACUAAUCGUGCUUGCAUUUCGCGCAGCAGCAACGAAACAUACCCAGUGUGUUCUCAGGAAGUGUACGCUGAAAUAAUUAUGACUGUAUGGAAUCAUUUACAGUUAAAACGAUGUCCACGAUAUUUUCAAUUAUCCAUUUUGCGAGCCGUCGUUGCAGAAGUCGAACAAGGAUUUUCAAACGCUAAGGAAUGUGAGUUCACUGUGAAAGGCAUAAACGAUUCCACAAAAUCAACAGAUAAUGAAAUGGUUUAUGAUUUGGUAAAAUUACAAAAGUAUAUAGUGAACAAUUUGGAAAAAUUGCUGACACGUUUGAGCGAUAAUUCUGAAGUAGGCAACAUACCGAAUUUUGCAGAUUCAGAAGAUUUAUGUCUGGAUGGAAUAAAAUGCAACUGCAAUACGAAGCUGCCACCAGUAGCUUACAUAACUGGUCAUAUUAAAAAUAAACCACGCAAAAUGGAAGAUCGCCACAUUUGUUUAGAACGAUUUAGUGAAUUAUAUAAACUAAAAUCUACAUUCAGUUUUUAUGGUGUAUUCGAUGGUCAUUCAGGCCCAUUGGCAGCAAGCUACGCUGUAAGUCAAAUACCAUAUCUUCUAGCUGAAAGUUUACGAUCCAUCAGCAAUGACCUUGAUGAUGUUAAGGCGUAUAGGGAAGCUUUUGAGCAUUCUUUUCUCCAGACAGAUAAAAUGUUCUCUCGAAAAGGAAUUUCCAGCGGUACAACGGCCGUUUGUGUACUUCUAGCGCAACAGACUCCACCGUCUUACGGGCAUUUAUACGUUGCAUGGGUAGGUGAUUCAAAGGCAUUACUUGUUAGCCCAACGGUAAGUUUACAAUUAGUUAAAUCACAUAAACCGGAUGCGCCAGAUGAACGUAAACGAAUUGAAAUGGCAGAAGGUGGUGGUACAGUACUGUAUGUUCAAGGACAAUGGCGUGUAAAUGGUAUUUUAAAUGUAUCUCGCUCCAUUGGCGAUUAUUCAGUGGCUCCAGCGAUUGCAGAACCCGAUUUUGUGGACGUUUCCUUAACGGCGGCGCACGAUUUUAUCGUUUUGGGUACGGACGGUUUAUUCGACCAUGUGUCCGAAAAUAAAAUAGUGGACACUAUUUAUAAAUUAUUGGCCGAUAGUGAGCAAAAAAUUGAAAACAUUCCAAAAAUUCUUAUAGAAUUAGCAAAAGAUGGAGACUCCCAAGACAAUAUUACUGUUGUUAUUAUCUUUUUAAAAAAUCGACUCGAUAUUGUUCAAAAUUUCAAAAAAUAUUAAAGUAUUAAAACAACAAAGUAUAGAUGCUAGCCAAGUUUUAGGGAUAUUAACUACAGCGAAUAUACAAAUACAUACAUUUAUGUAUGUAUAUUGAGAAACAUAGAGUAGAUAUGUGCAUACGUAUCAUUCAUUACCUUAAUAUUUAUAUACAUACAUAUAGUAGUUACCACAAUUAGCAGAUUUUAUUUUUACACGAAAGUAUCCUCAAUUGCAAACGAAAAAGUGCUUUAACCCUUAGAAUAUUUACCAUAAUUUUUGUUUUGUAAAUAGACUUUUAUACGCUUUCAAAUGCUAAUUAUGUCAAUGUUGAAUAUUUGUGCCUGCAGCACACUUGUGCGAAUUUGCAAUGUUUUCAGUGCUCAACAGACGAUCAUUUAAUAGAAUGCGUUCGAGAAAAGUUCAAAUUUUUAUGAAAACAAGUUUAUAUUUACACAAAUAAGUACAUAUGUAUAUGUAUAUAAAAAUUCGGCGAUGUAAUUUUAAUACAGACGCACGUUUAAACAAAAUAUAAUAAUAUAGUAUAUAUUUAAGCAAACUUAAAUUUAUAGCUUAAUGCAUUCAUAUAAAGAUACAGAACUUCAAAUAUGAUUUUAACGUUAUUGUUAACAGAUUAGAUUACAUACUACCUAAUCGUACGUGUAUGUGUGUGUUAAGUGCACAUUUUAUCGCUUAUUACAAUGGCUAAAUGUUUGUUGUUUAUUGAAGUUUUCUGUUUACUAAAUCAAUAUUUGUUUUAAUAGUAUUCGUAGUAAAUUGUUUUGUGUUUUAAAUCAAAGUAAAUAAUGAACAAAUAAUCCAGAUUUCGCCCACUUCAAUUAUGUACCUACACAAAAGUAGCUUAAGAAUAUUUUAAUAUUUUUACCACAAUAUAAAAAUAAAAUAAAAUGAA
Bactrocera dorsalis (oriental fruit fly) is the source of this 2460-nucleotide messenger RNA. RefSeq names its product protein phosphatase 1F. Gene Ontology annotation, molecular function: protein serine/threonine phosphatase activity. Gene Ontology annotation, biological process: negative regulation of protein kinase activity; protein dephosphorylation. Bases 183 to 1571 code for a protein of 462 amino acids. The record is from RefSeq and is a predicted model, not a curated record. Lineage: Eukaryota; Metazoa; Arthropoda; Insecta; Diptera; Tephritidae. The transcript has a single exon.